GCAGCCCGAAAGUGGUCCAUGACCAACUCGCGCUGCAUCCCAGCAUCAACAGGGGGAGGGGGGGAGUAGAGGGAGGCGUGUGAGAAGGAGGGGAGGGAGUCUGUUCCGCUUGGAUGGCUGGCACAUUGAGAGGCUGGUCCGGGGAGACUCCAAAGGCAGGGCUCUCUCUUUUUCUCUGAGCCCACCGGCCGCCAUCGCGCGCCCCGCUCCUGCGCGACAGCACGGAGGUCGCCCCCUCGGCGCAUUGAGCAGUAAGGACAAGCGAGACUUCACUUUUCCAGGCUGCAAGAACACUCGGAGAUGCUGAUGCAGAGGGAUGGAGACGCACGGUAGUGCUGUCACACAGAGCCGCGCAGCCCAUCAAAUGUAGCGCACACGGAGAAGAAAGAGGAUCUGCGCACAAGUCACCGAUCAUUGUGGCACUCGGCAGCGAUGCCCAAGUCACCAAAUACGGAUUAAAUAGAGGCUGGGCAAAAUUAGCGCAAAACAGAUUGAUAUUGCAGACAAGUGUAAAUUGGAUUCCAUACGUUUGUGACUGGAUGUGAGACUACCUUGACCCUUGAAAAUUGAAGAUGACGUUACUAUGGAAACUCCUGCUGCUGCAGUCACUCAUGGGGUGCCUUGCAGUGAGCACCGUCCUGCAAUGUCCGGUCUUCACCAAACAGCCUGGUAGCAUCGUGUACCCUGUGGAAUCGACAGAGAAGAGCCGAGAGGUGAUGUUCAGCUGUGAAGCUCAGGCAAGCCCACCUCCAGUGUAUAGAUGGAAACUUAAUGGCACGGAGAUCCAUCCCAAAUCUGGAUCUCACUACAGCUUAUCAGGAGGCAACCUCAGAAUUAGUCAUCUGAACAAAGACCAGGAUGCCGGAACAUAUCAGUGCCUCGCCUCCAACGCUUUUGGGACCAUCGUGAGCCGAGAGGCCAGUCUAACUUUUGCAUACUUAGAAAACUUCAAAACCCACCGCAGAAAUCCCGUUUCAGUCCGGGAAGGUCAAGGAGUGGUUCUGCUAUGCGGCCCGCCACCACAUUCAGGAGAUCUGGAAUUCUCCUGGAUUUUCAAUGAGUACCCGACGUUUGUGAAGCAGGAUACCCGUCGCUUCAUCUCGCAAGAAACCGGCAACCUCUACAUAGCUAAAGUUGAGCCCUCUGAUGUGGGCAACUACACUUGUGUCAUUGCUCACCCUGUCACGAAGACUCGAGUCCAGGGCCCACUCACGCCACUCGUGCUGCGUAAUGACGGUGUGAUGGGUGAAUAUGAGCCAAAGAUUGAAGUCCAAUUUCCUGAGGUGGUUCAUGUUGCCAAAGGAUCAACUGUGAAGCUUGAAUGCUUUGCACUGGGAAACCCAGUUCCGUCCAUAAACUGGAGAAAAGUGGAUGGCGUUCCUUUCCCCAGGAAAGUGGACAUGAGGAAAACGAGUGCCAUUCUGGAAAUCCCAUACUUCCAACAGGAAGAUGCUGGCACGUAUGAGUGUGUAGCUGAGAAUUCCAGGGGAAUGAACACAGUGAAAGGAAAGCUUUCUUUCUACGCUCCACCUCAUAUCAUAGAGAAGCCUCAAGAUGUCCAGAAGCUCAUUGACGACUCCUUGGCAUGGGAAUGUAAAGCCACAGGGAAGCCGAAACCCUCCUACAGGUGGAUGAAAAAUGGCGAGAACCUGGAGCCUGCAGAGGAACGCAUACAGGUGAGCAACGGGGCAUUGUUAAUCAGUCGCUUGACCCUGUCGGACACAGGAAUGUACCAGUGUGUCGCCGGGAAUAAGUAUGGCGACGUCUACUCCAAUGCCGAACUGCGAAUCAUAGCUGUUGCUCCAGAUUUCUCUCAUAACCAAGUGAGGAGCCAGACGUUUGUCAAGGUUGGAGGAGAUGUGCUCAUUGAGUGCAGACCCAAGAUGUCUCCGUGGGGUGUGAUCUCUUGGAGGAAGGCCAGUCAACCGCUGGAAAUAAGUCAAAGGGUUUCCAUUCUGGAUAAUGGUAAUCUUCGCAUAUGGAACAUAAGCAAAUCAGAUGCCGGGCUCUACACGUGCAUGGCGAGGAACCAGUUUGGUGUGGCCAGUAGCACAGGAAGCAUCACGGUGAAAGAGCCCACCAUCAUCACCACUCCGCCUGCAACGUUAGACGUUACUGUGGGCGAAAGUGUGGUCCUACCAUGUCAAGUGAGCCACGAUCCCUCUCUGGAACUCACCUUCACUUGGUUCUUCAAUGAGCAGCGCAUCCACUUCGGCAGCCAGGGAGGAUUUUUUGAGAAAGUGGGCGGUCAGCAUUCGGCAGGAGAUAUUAUGAUUCGAAACAUCCAGCUGAGGCAUGCUGGGAAAUACACGUGUGCCGUGCAGACCAAGGUGGACAGUAUCUCUGUUGCUGUCGACUUGGUUGUCAGAGGUCCCCCAGGCUCUCCCACCAGCAUCCAAGUCGACGAAAUCACAGAUACCACAGUGACGCUGUCCUGGAGGCCCGGUGCUGAUAAUCACAGUCCAAUUACUGCCUACACCAUCCAGGCCAGGACACCAUUUUCCCUGGGGUGGCAGGCUGUCUCCACAGUUCCCAAAGUGGUAGGUGGCCACCGUCUGACAGCGACUGUAAUUGGCCUGAGCCCUUGGGUGGACUAUGAGUUUCGAGUCCUGGCGAGCAACAUUGUUGGGACUGGCGAACCCAGCAGGCCAUCCAAACAAGCCAAGACAAAGGGAACCGCUCCAAAGGUCACUCCGGCUAGUGUGAGCGGUGGCGGUGGGAGUCGUUCCGAAUUAGUGAUCACAUGGGAGCCUGUUCCCGAAGAGCUCCAAAAUGGACCGGGCUUCGGCUACGUUGUGGCUUUCCGACCUCACGGUGCCACAGGCUGGAUGCAGGCUGCCGUGCCCUCCGCAGAAACCUCCAAAUAUGUCUUCAAAAAUGAAAGCAUCCAGCCUUUUUCACCUUUUCACGUCAAGGUGGGCGUGUACAACAACAAGGGAGAAGGUCCGUUCGGACCCGUCACCACCAUCUACUCUGCAGAGGAAGAACCCAGCCGAGCACCCACGAGGGUCCGUGCCAAGAGCCUCUCGGCGUCACAGAUUGAAGUUUCGUGGAAAGCUCUUCCCUGGAACGCCAGUAAGAAACGAGUGCUGGGCUACGAGCUGAGGUACUGGACCCGAAGGGAAAAGGAAGACACGGCCAGCGUGCUACGAACUGUGGGGAAUCAGACAUUGACUAUUAUUCAGGGUGUCAAAGGCAGCACCACAUAUUACAUCUCGGUGAGAGCGUACAACACAGCAGGAGCCGGUCCGCCCAGCACCACCGUCAACAUUACCACCAAAAAACCACCACCGAGCCAGCCUCCCGGUAAAGUGAUGUGGAACACAUCCAACUCCAAGAUCAUAUUAAACUGGGAGCAGGUUAAAGCCCUGGAGAAUGAGUCGGAGGUCACGGGUUAUAAAGUGCUGUACAAAAAGAACCAACACAGCCAUCCCAAUGUCAUGGAGACAAACACCACCUCAGUGGAGCUCUCCCUGCCCACUGAUGAGGAUUAUAUCAUCCAGAUCAAACCCUUUGGCGAGGGAGGGGAAGGCAGCAGUAGUCGGCAGAUCACCAUCCCAAGGAUAGCAGGUCUCAAUGCAGUCGGCUCAGCGUCCAAGGUCUCCACUCUCUCAGCCCUCAGUACAAUAGCGCUGUCUUUCACUGCACGGACAUCUUUAUGACAAACAGCCCCAGACAGACCUUGCAUCUGAAGUGGAGACAGUCUACCCGUUCAUUCCGUUCUAGAGACGAACGGAAUACACCCAUGAAAAUACAAAUACAAAACAUGCCACUGGGACAUUUGCGAAGGUUUUCUCUGCAGCGCCUUGUCUACAUGAGGAAGAUGUACAGAUGUCAUGACUACGAUGUUACCAAAGCAGCUUUCAUAAGAACGGGAGAAAUAAAAUGUUGUGUGCGUUUGUGUGCAUUUUUUGUUUUUUUUUGGUACGACAUCCCAAGCUUUACAUUUGUGUUUGAGCAAUUUAGGCAUGUUGAGGUGACAACUAACAGUGCCAGAUCGAAAUUUUCCACUAGGCGGUGAAGAUAUUUAAUAGCCAAUCGGACCACUUGAUUUUGAUCUUAAUGCAUAUACGUUUUUUAUGGUCACGUGGAACUGCCAAUGUGGGGUAACUAUUUUUGACCGAGCUGUGUGGAUCCUGCAAAGCCGUCCGAACGUAUUGGUAAAGUAGUUUGGCGUACGUAUUACCAAAUAUGUUUGAAUACCUUAGGCGAAUAUGUUCCAACAACAAAGACCAGUCAAAGAUAUUUACUCCAUGUCUACAGUUCCACGCUUUCAAAUUUUUGCCCUGUAUUAUUUGGUCAUCCUUUGCUAUCAUAUGAGAUGACUUACAUCUCUCUUUUCUUUCUCUUUCUGUUCGUAAACAAGACAUGCUAAUGCUUUACCAAACCAGUCAAGUGUGCAAUCCAACAAUAUGGUGUCAAAUUGAGAGGAAAUAAUUCACAAUAUGAGCAUUUUGUACUGAACAAACGAUGUGCGUCCACUUUCAUAGCAAUUCAUGCAAUCGAGUUACGCACACAUUGACAAUUGCUUCAAUUUUUUUAUUUCAGAUACACCUUUGAAAUACAUUUUCAUAGCAGAACUGUUUUAAGCAUGAAUGAAUAUUUGAGGUCCAUCUGAGGGGUGGGGUUAAUAAAAAAGCUGGACGUAAAGGAUUAGCAUGCAAAGAUUGUAGUACCAAUUCGUUUUGCUAAAUGAACCCCUCUUCAAGUU
This is a messenger RNA of Syngnathus acus (greater pipefish), 4711 nucleotides long. RefSeq names its product contactin-4-like. Gene Ontology annotation, molecular function: protein binding. The coding region runs from base 573 to 3662 and encodes 1029 amino acids. The transcript has 23 exons. The record is from RefSeq and is a predicted model, not a curated record. NCBI's taxonomy places the organism in Eukaryota, Metazoa, Chordata, Actinopteri, Syngnathiformes, Syngnathidae.